AUGGCUUCACUCGAUCAUGCCACUGGUGCUGAGCAGCCAAAAUACGACUCUGAUUAUAUCGAGGAGAAAGAUAUUGGUGGGAACCUCGCCGAUCCUACUGCACUAUUGUCUGAGACGCAUAAAUCAUACCUGAUUGAGCGACAUGGCACGUUGGACCUCGAUCCGAUCCCUAGUAUGGAUCCGGCAGAUCCAUACAACUGGCCAUCGUGGAAGAAAACUGCCAACCUGAGUCUAGUUGCGUUCCACGCUUGCAUGGGUACAUUUACUGCUGCUGCAAUUAUCUGUGCUUAUGAGGACAUUGCGGUAGAUCUGGGUGUCUCAAUCCAGCGAGUCAGUUAUCUGACAUCCUUGCAAAUUGCAAUCCUGGGAGGCGCUCCGUUGUUUUGGAAGCCUCUCUCCCAUCGAUUUGGACGACGCCCUGUCUUCCUGUUGUCGUUGAUCCUAAGCUGCGUUUGUAAUAUCGGCUGUGCGAAGAGUACGGAUUACGCUUCCAUGGCGGCAUGCAGAGCUCUCGUUUCAUUCUUCAUUUCACCUGCUAUGGCAAUCGGUAGCGGUGUUGUCACCGAGACUUUCUUCAAACACGAGAGAGCACGGUAUAUGGGUGUGUGGACUCUGAUGGUCACCUUGGGUGUCCCAGUCGGUCCUUUCAUCUUCGGAUUCGUUGUUCAGCGUGUUGGAUACCGCUGGAUCUACUGGAUCCUGGCAAUCACCAACGCAGUCGAGUUAAUUCUGUACAUCUUUUUCGGACCCGAAACCCGCUACAUCGGAACCGACAUCCACUCGAAAUCCUCCGCAUUCAAGACAGAAUACAUGUCCCUCCGUCGAAUUGACCCGACUCCAAUGAAGAUGAGAGAGUUCUGGCACCCGCUCACAUUAUUCACCAACAUCCCCGUCCUCCUAGCAGCAAUUGCCUACUCCAUGGUCUUCCUCUUCGCCUCAGUUCUUAACUCAGUAGAGGUCCCCCAGCUCCUUCAAAGCAAGUUCGAACUCAAUGCCCAGCAACUCGGCUUACAAUUCCUCGGUUUGAUCAUCGGUUCUCUGCUCGGUGAACAGCUAGGUGGAUUCAUGUCUGAUAUGUGGAUGAAUACCCGUGCCCGAAAGAUCGGCCACAAGCCUACACCUGAAUUCAGAUUAUGGCUUAGCUACAUUGGCUUCUUGCUGAGCAUUGCCGGUAUGGUUGUGUUCUUGGUUUGCACUGAGCAAGCGACGACUGGCAAAUGGGAUGUUAGGCCGGUCAUUGGAACUGGUGUUGCUGCCUUUGGUAACCAGGUCGUUACUACUGUUCUUACUACAUAUGCGGUCGACACUUAUCCCCAGGAUGCAGGGAGUGUUGGUGUCUUUAUCAACUUCGUUCGCUCGACCUGGGGAUUCAUUGGGCCUUUCUGGUUUACAUCUAUGUUUGAGAGCGUUGGCAUUGCUAAUAGCUCUGGUGUUGUUACCGCUUUGAUCAUGGGUGCUAGCUUCAUUCCAAUGGUGCUGAUGCACUGGCAGGGCAAGAACUGGUACACCAAACGCGUGGAUUGA
Molecule: messenger RNA, 1524 nt
Organism: Penicillium arizonense
Lineage: Eukaryota; Fungi; Ascomycota; Eurotiomycetes; Eurotiales; Aspergillaceae
Exons: 4
Coding region: 1-1524 (507 amino acids)
Biological process (GO): transmembrane transport
Molecular function (GO): transmembrane transporter activity
Source: RefSeq, a predicted model, not a curated record